AUGGUCGCCACCAUAGCUACAAAAUCGGCCAAGGGAUUAAAGGGCGACUACGUGCGUGCCAUGAAGUCAGCAGCCGCCACCUUGGCAGAGCGCAUGGAAAGGAUAGUAAGCCGCACAACAAAUGAAGAGACAAUGGACCAACGCAAGGAGCUGGAUCUGAUGCACGCCCGCCUCGAGCAAGUGUCAGAAGAGAAUGGCCAUCUUCGGGCGGAGAACGUGAGCGUAAUAUGUUACGCCGACGACACGUUGGUCGUGGCUCCGGGGAGGGACUACCGGGAGUCUGCCCGUCUGGCGUGCGCAGGCGUGGCACACGUCGUCACUAGGAUCCGACGGUUGGGGCUCGAGGUGGCGCUCGAUAAAACCCAGGCCCUGCUUUUUCACGGGCCGGGACGAGCGCCGCCUGUGGGUGCCCACCUCGUGAUCGGAGGCGUCCGCGUCGGGGUUGGGGUGACCGGUCUUCGGUACCUCGGCCUCGAACUGGAUAGUCGGUGGAACUUCCGCGCUCACUUUGAGAAGUUGGGCCCUCGACUGAUGGCGACGGCCGGCUCUCUGAGCCGGCUGCUUCCAAACGUCGGGGGUCCCGAUCAGGUGGCGCGCCGCCUCUACAUGGGGGUGGUGCGGUCGAUGGCACUAUACGGCGCGCCCGUAUGGUGCCACGCCCUGACCCGCCAGAACGUCGCCGCGCUGCGACGUCCGCAGCGCGCGAUCGCGGUCAGGGCGAUCCGAGGAUACCGCACCGUCUCCUUCGAGGCGGCGUGCUUGCUCGCCGGGGCGCCACCCUGGGACUUG
Bombyx mori (domestic silkworm) is the source of this 789-nucleotide messenger RNA. RefSeq lists its product as uncharacterized. The transcript is spliced from 2 exons. The annotation marks the transcript as partial. NCBI's taxonomy places the organism in Eukaryota, Metazoa, Arthropoda, Insecta, Lepidoptera, Bombycidae. The record is from RefSeq and is a predicted model, not a curated record.